This is a messenger RNA of Nasonia vitripennis (jewel wasp), 7224 nucleotides long. RefSeq lists its product as uncharacterized. The record is from RefSeq and is a predicted model, not a curated record. The coding region runs from base 579 to 6401 and encodes 1940 amino acids. NCBI's taxonomy places the organism in Eukaryota, Metazoa, Arthropoda, Insecta, Hymenoptera, Pteromalidae. The transcript is spliced from 8 exons.
GCCCGCAUAUACGCCAGGGGGACAGACGUACCUCGCUCGUGUCCCGGGAUAUCUCUCUUUUUCAGUCUUCCGAGCCGAGAGACAGAGUCUACACACACACUCGUCUGUUUUCCUCGAGCGCACGCUGCGUCCUCCCAGUGUCUCUCUACAUGUUUGUGCAGUUCUGCGGUUGCGAAAAAAUUACAGCAGUGCAGAUAUUACGUGUGUGUAGUUUGUGCAUUAUGCAAGGUGCCGCGAGAGUGCCCAGCAGCGAGACAACGAGACGCAGACGGAGAAGGAUCGCCAGCAGCAGCGUCCCUCCGAAACCCUGAUACAUUGCUCCUGCUCUCGAAUCGGAGAUAGCUCGGUUUUUUCCGCCGGAGGCUGCAGCGAACGGGGUCAGUUCCCCGCACCAACGAGGUCAAGGGCCUUUCACCGCGACGACGCCGUGUGUGUGUGUGUGUGUGUGUGUGUACGCGCGUGUGUUGUACUGCUUCGGAGGAAAAUUCGUGCGCAAAGAGGCUGGAAUGGCCGAUAAUCGGCAGCGUCUUAGUUGAAAAAGAAGAAGAAGACGACGAGGAAGAAGAAGCGCCAGCAGCAUGCUCAAGUGGAUAAAGGUGCGCCAGGAGGCGCAGCAGCCGGCGACGCAGCUGCAGCAGCAGCAGCAGCGGCAGCAGAUCGAGGAGGAGGAGAACGAUAGCGGCAUGGAGAGGGAGCUCGACUCGCCUGCCGCGCUACUGAGGAACACCGGCGACUACGCGAGCGACUCGAAAAAAUCGGGAUGCACGUUCGCCGCCUUUCUUGACCUGUUCUCGCAGCUGCAGUUCUCUCAAGAAAGCGCCCUGCCGCCAGAUGCCCUGCGACGAGCGCUGGCUGAGAGCUUCCUCGACCAGCAGAGAUUCCAGCUCGGAUUCAUGGACGAUGCCGCCGAGUGCUUCGAGAACAUUCUGCUGCGCAUACACCUGCACAUAGCGAGCGGCGAAGCGGAGGACAUGUGCAGCGCCAGGCACUGCGUGCCCCAUCAGAAGUUCGCCAUGACGCUCGUCGAGCAGAGCGUCUGCGGGGACUGCGGAGCCACUUCCGAGCCGCUGUCGUUCACUCAGAUGGUGCACUACGUUUCGGCGUCAGCCCUGACGUCGCAAGCGCGGCAAACUUUACCGGCGGCUCGCGGCAGCCCGGAUCUGUUUGGUCAGCUCUUGCGACGAGCCGGUGGAAUGGGCGACAUCCGAGGCUGUCCGAGCUCCUGCGGUGCCAAGAUCCAGAUCUGCCGUACGCUGAUGAACAGGCCCGAGAUCGUCUCCGUCGGUGUGGUCUGGGACAGCGAGCGUCCCUCUCUCGAGCACAUAAUGGACGUGUUCGCGACGGUCGGCACGUCCCUGCGCCUGAGCGACGUGUUCCACAGCGUCGUGGACUCGCGCUGGGGAGCCACGACGGUGCACAACCUCGUCGGCGUGGUCACCUACUACGGCAAGCACUACUCGACCUUCUUCUUCCAUACGAAGCUCAAGGUCUGGAUCUACUUCGACGACGCGACCGUCAAGGAGAUCGGACCCAGGUGGGAGCAGGUCGUCGACAAGUGCCGACGCGGACGCUACCAGCCGCUGCUUCUGCUGUACGCCAGCCCCGCCGGUACGCCCGUCAACACCGAGAACGCCCCGAAGGCCGUGACGCCGUUCCUGAACGGUGGAUCUCUCAAGGGUUCGCCCAACGGCAAGACCGGUAACAACAGUCUGCGGAGGUCCGUCACCCCCAGCCCCGAGAAGCCCUUGGGUAACAACAGUGCCACUGCCAGGAGGGCCAUCACUCCGAAUCCGGACAGCCCGCCACAUCUGUAUACCCAGCGGAGGAUAUACGGCGACUACCAGAACCUCACCGACAUCCAGAACAACAUAUUCGGCAACGGUCACCAGCAGGGCACCGAUGCCGUGGACGGUGACACCGAGGCCAAGUACAUCAGCAGGCGGGCCGUCGAGACCGUGAUGAUGCAGCACCAGCAGCAGAAGAAGCAGAUCCAGCUGACACGAAGUCUCAGUGCCGGGUCCGCUCCUCAAGAUGGCAUCAGCAUCCCGGAACACCUCAACGUGCCCAGACGACGGGACUCGGGCAAUUGGUCCGGCGAUCGCAACAGCGCGUCUUCCAGCUCUUCCACCACCAUGGACAAUCCCUACAACUACAUCAUCAACAAGAUGGCCAAGAACACGGGUAUUCCCAAGAGCCCGACCAGCAAGUCCGGGGAGCUGUCCAGCAGCAGCAGCGGACACUACGACGCUGGAUACGACUCCUACUCGCUGUCCUCCACCGACAGCCUUCCGCUCCAACAGGGUCUCAAGCAUAAUUUGCAGCUUGCGCAGAUACCCGAAGGCUACCAGCAGAUGUCGAGCGACGACUGCGAGCGACUGUGGAAGGAGACCGACGCGCUGAUGGGUAAGGCGCAGGCGGCCGAGAAGGCCGGCGACCUGGGAAGAGCCGUGGCCCUCUGCACCGCCGCCAGCAGCAAGGCCAGGGAAGCCAUGAACAUGCCGUACAGCAACUCCAACACCAUCGAUCUGGCGCAGAAGAAGCACAACUUCUGCGUCAUGAGAAUGAGCUACCUGCAGAAGAAGAUCAAACAGGAGCAGGCCAUAGCCAACGGCGAGAAGGAAGAAAAACUGGAGAGCAGACACUCGCGGGAGAACAGCAAGUCUGGCCAGCACUCGCGGCAAAGCUCACGUGAUAAGGGCAACCACUCGAGACAGAACAGCAGGGAGCUGCUGGUCAACGCCCCCGCAGUGGUGGACAAACCAGCCACCAAGAGCAUCGAGAUCUACGCGACCCUACCGAAGAAGAAGACUCUGCGAAGCAAAGUGACCGCGGCAGCGAACGUAAUCGAGGACGAGGAGUACAUGCUGUACGAUCGACCAGCGCAGAGGACCGGUCUCUUCGGACGCUCGAGGCGCUGCGAGGACGACAAGAAGGACAAGAAGCGCGCGCGUAGUGAGGAGCGCAACAAGAACGUGUCCAAGGAGUUCUCGAUCGCGCCUACGUCGAAGCUCGCGUCGAAAAAAGUCGAGAAGCCCAAGGAGGUGGUCGAGACCGCGAAGAACCAGCAGACGAACGCGUCAGGCGAUCAGAAGCAGGGCAAGAAGCAGCACAAGAUCCGAAGGAAGCUGCUGAUGGGCGGUCUGAUAAAGCGUAAGAACCGCAGUAUGCCGGACCUGCGAGAGGGCCAGGACGGCCAGAGCAGCACGAGCUCCGAGGGAUCAAACAACGUUUUGCCCAAGCAGUCGGUGGACGACUCCAGCGUCGGACUGAAAGGUAGCCCGAACGAUGUUUCGGCGUCGCUGAGCGGCUAUCUGUCCGAAGGUCACCUCGAGUUCACGGGCAACGGCAGCAGUGGUAGUGGAGGCUCGGGUAAUCCGAACUUGGAGAGAAGUCGUCUGAUGAGGAAGAGCUUUCACGGCAGCGCCGGCAAAGUGCUGCACGUGGCGAAGGUUCCUCCACCACCGCCGCUCAGGACAACUUCUCAGCUUAGCAAGUCUAAGUCAUCGAGCGAAGUGCACAGUAGCGAGCAGCAGGCUGACAAAUCUCUCUACCCACUUACCAACGAGCAAAACAUGCCCAACCAGUCGCAGGCCGAGAACAAUGCGUACUGGAGUCAUACGAGUGCCAAUCACCCGAUGCAAGCGAAUCGUCCGGCGUCGAAUUACACGGACUAUUCCUCGGAGCCACAUUCAUUACCCUUCGUUUCCUCGUACAGUGUUGAUCAAAACAAAGGCUCGCCUGCAGCGUCGAUGCCGCAGAGCAACUACAACAGCAAGCCUCGAAUUCAAGACGAUGUGGUGCAAUACGCGAAUGGAAUCCUCUACGAGCCGACGUUCGUCGUGACGCGAGCCGACGUCCACAACGAGCAGAGCCCGGUAAAACAGACAACUAGCGCUGAUCCCCUUCCACCUUAUCCGGAAAACGGAAACGUUUCGCACUCGAGACAGCCCAGCGAGGAGUUUCCACCUCCGCCGUAUCCUAUCGUUCCGCCAGUUGUGCACUCGCGACAAGCUAGCGAAGACUUCCCUCCGCCACCGCCGCCGAUCGAAGACAACAACCACAACCAAAUCGCCGACAACAGUCAUCAUCAUCAUCAGCAACAGCAGCAGCCACAACAACAAGCGCCAGCCCAGCAGCAAUUAGAAUCCCAACAGAUUAGCAUUCUUCUGGCUCAGCUGAAGCUCAAGAGGGAAGCGGCGGAAGCGGCCGAGAAGCAGAGGAGAGAAUCUCUGGUCGAGGAAAGCGAGAAGGCGCAGAACGAGACGUGGCUGAGGGAGCUGCAAGCCAAGCAAGCCGAGAGGCGAACCAAGAAGCAAGGGAGCCUGGAUCAGGACAUUCCGAAGGUCAGACCGAGCUCCAUGCCGCAAGUUACCGGAACAACCAUCGCGAGAAGAACCAGCGAUCUCAUGAUGAACACGAUCAUGAAUCAAGAUGCCGGCAGGGAUGUCCCUGACUGCCCGAGGACGAUCGUCUCUUCCGUCAAGGAUAUGGCAGCGAAGUUUGAGCAGAAGGUUGAAGAGGUCAAACCGCAGAGUCGCAUCUUCUCGAAUUCGCCGACCACCGUCAUGCAGAGUUAUCCGAAUUCCGAAGAGCCGAAGAUGAUUAUGAGGAUGCCGAUGGACAACAUGUCCAUGAUGCAAAGGCCCGAAACCGAGCCCAUGAACGUCUCGGUGAAUUCCAGCAUCGAGUCGAAUUUGAGCCAGGGUACCUUCGUAGCUUUACCUAUGGCGAACGGCAUACCCAUUGACCACGAAAGUGGAAUCAAUGCUGCGAUUCGCUCGGUGAUGACUAUGCAGACCAUGCAACACGAGAACAUCGGCCUGCCGAUCGACUGCCCGGAAGACGAUAUCAGCGAAGUGGCCAUGCAGAAUACCAUUCAAAAUACCAAGAUUCUGGCUACCGAAGAGGACAUCAAGCCAAAAAAGACCAAGGAACGCGUCGGCAAAAAGAAGAGCGUGUCGUUCUGCGAUCAAGUGGUUCUGGUAGCGACGGCCGAAGAUGACGAGAAAGACUCGUACAUCCCUAAUCCUAUACUGGAGAGGAUCCUUCGCUCGGCGAAGAACAAGCCGGAGACGGCACAGGUACGUCGCGAGAUCAAAAGUCUGCAAGAGGCCGAGAUGAAUCGUGAAAUGGCUGUGCCGACCAAGUUCCAGCAGCACACGUUGCCAUUGAAGAGCGAAGCCGAUAGCAUACCCGCGACUCCGUACCAAGAUCAGCUGAGAAGCGUCAAUCCAGCACCAGAGACCUCGAAACCUGCUUUCCCGAGGCAAAACUCGAGUGAAGCGAUCCUUCAGGAUAGCAAGAAGAUGUAUGCUUACGGACCUGAUAGCGCGGAUAUCGCCAGAGAGAGUUACUCGGCUCUUCCCAACAAUCCCGCCAGAACGACUCCGACUCUGAUGUCCCCGCAGCUACAGGGACAGAUUCGUUACACGCAAAACGGAUACCCGCAGCCUCAGCAGAUGGUGCCAUCUCAAAAUCAAAAUAUGUACCCGCAGGUUCAGACAGCUCACCCGAGAAAUCAAAAUAUGCCCCUCUCGCAGAGCCAGAAACCGGCGAGUCCCUACCCGAUGCCUAUUCAGGGACAGUACAUCCAAAACGGUAUUCAGCAAAAGAACAACAGCCCGAAGAACAUGCACCCGUCCUACUAUCAACUGGAGCAGCAGAAUAAUCAAAUGAACAGGCAACUGUCGGGCCCGCAGCAACAGCAACAGCAGCAGAAUAUCAUGAGCCAGAGACUGCAGACUCAAACGCCAAGUCCGAUCACGGUACAGCAGCAUCAGCAACAACUCGGUCUUCCGAACGGACAAUCCACCAGUCCUUAUCCGCAGUAUUCUCCUCAAACGUCGCAAUAUUCUCACAACUCGUAUCAAGGUCAUCCCUACCAAUCGGCGCCUCAGCAGAGGAGCCAGCCCCUACCGCAGUACCAGCCUCCACCGAACCCAGCAGCGCAGCAGGGCCAGCAACAGAAUCUUCAAAACGGCUCCGCGAUCGCCUACCAGCAGAGGCUAGAAAACAACUUCCAGAGGCAGCCCCAGAAGAUCGAGCAACAGCAGCAGCAGAUCAUGCACCCUCAGGGUCAACAGGGCUUCCCGAACGGCCAGAUGCCGGCGAAUAUCAAGUACCCGACGUACCAGCACGUACAGCAGACCAAGCAGAUGAUGAAGCCAAUGCAGCAGCAACAAGUGCAGCCACAGAUGCAGCAGCAGAUGCAUAUGGUGCAAGGAAGCAUGAAAGGCUCUCCGGUUAUGAAUCAAAACGUAGCGGCUAUGCAAAAGUCUUCUAUUUCGGGCGUGCCGAAAGUGGCCCCUUGUCAACUUUGCGGUAAGAAGCAAGUGUGCGAACCGGCUAUUUAUUGUUACGAUUGUGACUUUUACAUGUCGCGCUUCCGUCCGAAGAACUAAACGCGUUCUUCGACUUGUUUUACUUUGUAUUUAUUAUUUUAGAUCCCCGCGUACCUUGUAAAAUGCUAGCGAUCAGCGUAGAAUAGGCAUUCAAGCUAUUAAGCCAUGACACUGAUACGACGAACAGCAGGUCGCUCGUGCUCCUAAACUUCUCGUCUAGGAGUUCGAACAUCCUGCGUCUUGCAUCAGUGUCGUAAGUGCUCGUAGCGUAGUGACGAUAUGUACAAAUAAAAAUGUAUUAGUUCGCGCAUACUCUAUACCGCGAAAAAAGCCUUCGUUGUGCAGCUAUGAAAUAUUUGAUACUGUUUUGUAUCUGUAGCAAGAACAGUGUAUUAUUAUUGCUAAUAUAUAUAUAUAUAUAUAUAUAUAUAUAUAUAUAUAUAUAUACAUAGUUUCUACUUCGAAAAUUAAAUUGUAAAUAUUUAAUUUCCAGAGAUGCUACUUAUGUUGUACAAAUUUGCGUAUAUGAGCAAUUGCAGAUUUUAUUUUUUAAGCCGAUGUAUUAACGUUAAGUUUUCCAUGUGCAAAAGCGUUGAUUUUUAGCGUUAGUUUAGAGCGAGAAAGAAAUAACGCGAAUCAUUGAUAAGAUGCCAGAAUUGUGAUAUUAGCUAUGUUAUAUGUGAAAUUGUUAAUUUUUAGUGCGCCCAUAUUUUAUCGAUAUAUCGUGUAUAGAAAUGAAACGCAUAUGUGUAGACGAUCGAUCGCUCAAUAUAUACUUAAUUACUUUUAGCCGAGCGAGAGGAUCUUGAUCUCUGAAAAGCGUGGAGUUUAUUUUAUGUUAUUUUUAAUUGAAAUUAAAUACUCUUUUUUUGCGUAAAAAUCA